AUGCAAGCCAACCACACUGACGCCGUCUAUGUAGCAUGGCGCGAUGAUAAAGGUGGGCUCUGGGAUACACGACAACUUGAAAAAUGGACUGACAUAAAAUUAGUACAAAAAACAAAAUGUAUGGCCUAUAUCACAGAGCAAACAACAACAUGGCAGGCUACACUCAAAAGACGAGUAGCUGUAUUAGAGCAAGACCAGAUAUUAGAUAGUGCAGCGAGAAAUAUCGACAAGGACAUUUCUGUACAAACACAAAUUAUUCAAAAAGCAACCGAUGCUCUUGUAUUUUGGAAGGGAAGGGGUGUUAUGGAUCCAUCACAAAUUGUGUCACCGAAGGUACUUCGUGGUUUAUCAGUUAAUCGUCGACAAGCAUUUAUGGAAACGUGUGGUUAUGGUUAUCCAAAUUUUUCUACAACGAAAAAUGAUCUCGUUUAG
Didymodactylos carnosus is the source of this 432-nucleotide messenger RNA. Lineage: Eukaryota; Metazoa; Rotifera; Eurotatoria; Philodinida; Philodinidae. The record is from the annotation of a GenBank genome assembly.